UGAGCCCAGGACUGCCAGGCCGCCAGGACCCACCAGGUUGGCAUCGGCAUUGGUGAUUAUCUUCUACAUAGAUACCCCCUUCCAAACUAGGGAUGUAGGGCUUUGAAACUAGAAAAUGCUAGGUCUGAGAGAGAGGAAAGAAUGAGUCCAGCAAUACACAGAGCUCUGUGUAUUCACAGGGAAGUUGGCAGGGUUGUGUUCGGGCAUAGAAACUCCUAGUGGUACAAAGGGACGUGCCCAGAGUGGAGAAAUCAUGCUAAUUGUCUGCACCAGAGCUGGAGAACGCCACCCAAAAUGAAGAGAGAAAGGGGAGCCCUGUCCAGAGCCUCCAGUGCCCUGCGCUUCACUCCUUUUGUCUACCUUCUUCUGAUCCAGACAGACCCCCUGGAGGGGGUGAAUGUCACCAGCCCGGUGCGCCUGAUCCAUGGCACGGUGGGGAAGGCGGCCCUGCUCUCCGUCCAGUACAGCAGCACCAGCAGCGACAGGCCAGUGGUGAAGUGGCAGCUGAAACGGGACAAGCCAGUGACUGUGGUGCAGUCCAUCGGCACUGAGGUCAUCGGCACCCUGCGGCCUGACUAUCGAGACCGCAUCCGCCUCUUCGAGAAUGGCUCCCUGCUUCUCAGCGACCUGCAGCUGGCAGAUGAGGGCACUUACGAGGUGGAGAUCUCCAUCACCGACGACACCUUCACCGGGGAGAAGACCAUCAACCUCACUGUCGAUGUUCCCAUUUCGAGGCCACAGGUGGCAGUGGCUUCAACCACUGUGCUGGAGCUCAGCGAGGCCUUCACCCUGAACUGCUCACAUGAGAACGGCACCAAGCCCAGCUACACUUGGCUGAAGGAUGGCAAGCCCCUCCUCAACGACUCACGCAUACUCCUGUCCCCUGACCAAAAGUUGCUCACCAUCACCCGCGUGCUCAUGGAGGACGACAACCUGUACAGUUGUGUGGUUGAGAACCCCAUCAGCCAGGGCCGCAGCCUGCCCAUCAAGAUCACCGUGUACAGAAGAAGCUCCCUGUACAUCAUCUUGUCCACAGGAGGUAUCUUCCUCCUUGUGACCUUGGUGACAGUCUGUGCCUGCUGGAAACCUUCCAAAAAGUCUGGGAAGAAGAGGAAGCUGGAGAAGCAAAACUCCCUGGAAUACAUGGAUCAGAAUGAUGACCGCCUGAAAGCAGAAGGUGAGCUCUCACCCACCCACUCACCCGGCCCAUCUUCACUCAGAUCAGUGGGCUGCUGGAAAAAGGCAGAACUGGGGAGCAAGGAAGCCAGCUCUACGGGGCCCCUUCCUCCAGCAACUGCACGAAGUCUGCAGAGCAGGGAGAGGUGCGGCCAAGCAGAGACGCUUCCGCGAAGUGGAGAGCAGGAGCGGAAGAACGCCAUGGCGCGCUAUAUCCUGAAGGACAAGGACUCCCCGGAGCCCGAGGAGAACCCCGCCCCGGAGCCUCGGAGCGCGACAGAGGCUGGCCCGCCUGGCUACUCCGUGUCGCCGGCCAUCCCGGGCCGCUCGCCCGGGCUGCCCAUCCGCUCCGCGCGCCGCUACCCGCGCUCCCCGGCGCGCUCCCCCGCCACCGGCCGGACGCACACGUCGCCGCCGCGCGCCCCCAGCUCGCCGGGCCGCUCGCGCAGCGCCUCGCGCACACUGCGGACUGCGGCGGUGCACCUGAUCCGCGAGCAGGACGAGGCAGGCCGGGUGGAGAUCAGCGCCUGAGCCGUGUCGAGACCCCCGGGGAAGGGACCGCGGUCGCGGAGGGGCGAGGUGGGGGCCCGGGGAGCGCGUGGGUCCCGUGGCCGGACGUGUGUGAUCAUGCGCAGAUGGGGGGAGCCAGCAAGUCGGUGGAGCAUUUGUCUGGACGUGUAUCCCGAUUGUGUUUACUGUGUUUUCAGUGGGUCAGGAUUGUGUCCUCUUAGGACCAUAUAGAGUCUUACAUUUCCGGCCCAGUCCCCCAAGGGUCUUUAUGGAAACUAACAUCCGUAACCUAACCCCCGUGACUAUCCUGUGCCCUUCCUAGGGAACUCAUGAACUCAUGCUUGCCACCGCCCCCCACCCUUCCUUCCGAAUUGUGGCAAGUCCAGAUAGAGGCCACUUGCCCAAGACGCACAACAGUCCUAAACCAAGAGGAAGCCAGAUGCCGGUUCCUGGGUGUACGGGGCGGUUCUGAGCCCCGGGGAAAUCAUUGGGAAGACAGAGCCUUGGGGCACCCUUCUCUGGACACCUGGUUCCUGGUGAGGGAGUAGCACAAGCACAUGACUUUGCCCUAGUAAGGACAAAGGACUCCAGCCUCCCGUGGUUGGCCUCUUCCCAAAGCCUUCCUCAGCAGCAUGCCAUGCAUUCUUUCCGUCCCUGUUCACGAAUAAAAGACAGGCAUGGGCUUAUUCCUAUAUAGAAAGGGGUUCCCACUCACUGCCUGGCCCAGCAAGCUGGAACAAGGGAGGAACCGUUUUUAAUCCCUCGAAUCCAUACCUUCUCUCUGUCUUCCUUAACCAAACAAGCCUUUCAAACAAUCAUUAUCCCUGCAAAGGUUGUGGAGCUUCCUCCAGCUGUAGGAGAAUAAAGCUCUAAUUUCCUAAUUUCCGGAGAAUUCGGGGGGGGGGACUGCUCCCCAGGACAUCAGGGGAACCCCAUCCAACCAGUGACCUCCUGCCACCCACCUGCCCUGCUCCCAGGUGCCCGGAUCCCAGGGGCCGGGGACAAGGGCAGAUCACACUAAUUUACAGAGGGACUGGACUGCCCAGGCCAUGCCCCCUUGUAUAGUUCACAGGAGAGGCCUUAAUCCACUGUGUGAGAAAAAGGGACCAUUAAAAAGCUGAAAGAGAGGGAGGCCCCCUCUAUGUUCUGUCCUCUCCUCCCCAUGCACCCUUGGCCCUUCCCCCACCUCAUAAGCUCCUCUUCCAGGCAACUGCUUUCCCCUACUUCCACCCCAGGGCAAGCUUUGUCCCAAGCUCCCAGGACAGCAGCAUUUCUAUUUUGCACUCUUUCCCUCCCCUCAACAGCAUGCUGCCUAUCCCCAAUGUACUUGCCCAGCCUCCUGUGAGUGGAGGUGCCUUUGCAGCUCCCGCUAUUUAGCCAGAACCAAUUCCCUAACCUUGCCAAGUGCUUCAUCCAUAAUGAGAUAAUGCAUGCAGGGGAAAGUGGCUUAGGCAGGUAGGAGAUGCAGGACUUGGAGAAAGGGCACAUCGUGGUCAGCCUUGAGAUGUUGAGAUGCAGAGGUGAAGGUGGGGGUGAGAGGGAGAAGAGCCUACUGAACCGCAUGCCCUGGUGCCAAAUCCCUGAGGCACCAGCUUCCCAGGCUCAAGCCAAAUCUGUCUUAAAUUGGGGGGCAAGAAAGGAAGUGGUGUUUUUGUUUUUGUUUUUGUUUAUUAUUUUUUUCUUUUUUGAUCUUCAUCUUUGUAUUGCCAGCAUCUAGCAGAGUGCCUAGCACAUACUGGAUGCUCAAUAAACUUUUGAUGAAAUGAAA
Choloepus didactylus (southern two-toed sloth) is the source of this 3454-nucleotide messenger RNA. RefSeq names its product hepatic and glial cell adhesion molecule (gene HEPACAM). NCBI's taxonomy places the organism in Eukaryota, Metazoa, Chordata, Mammalia, Pilosa, Megalonychidae. The record is from RefSeq and is a predicted model, not a curated record. The coding region runs from base 295 to 1707 and encodes 470 amino acids. The transcript is spliced from 7 exons.